UUAACUAGAUUCUUCUCUCCUCCCUCCCGCCCCUUACAGUCGGAUCCCUCGAAGCCGGGACGGUGUUUCCAGCGGGCCACUUUGCGUGUGACACCGGCACUGGCGCCCGCCGGGCCCGCGCUUUUCAGGCGCCAGUUUUUAACCCCCGCGAAGGUUCUCUGCUUUAGGAAGAGGCUGCUCGGUUCCUUCUCUCCGGCGGUGGUGCUUUCCUGAAUGUCGAAAUGCCUGUUAGGAGAUCACUGAAAUUGGAUCAUCUACUAGAAGGAAAUUCAUUUGAUUCUUCAAAAAUCACAAGGAAGAAAAGUAUUAGAACUUAUUCUCCAACAACUGGAACUUGUCAGAUGAGCCCAUUUGCUGCUUCUGCAAGCUCUAAAGAACAAGAGCACAAAAAUGAACCAUCAAACGAAAAGAGGAAAAAACUGAACCACCUCAGUUUAACCGAAAGGAAGGAAUCUACAACAAAAGACCAUGAUGAAUUCAUGAUGUUGCUAUCUAAAGUUGAGAAAUCAUCAGAAGAAAUCAUGGAAAUAAUGCAAAAUUUAAGCAGUAUACAGGCUUUGGAGGGCAGUAGAGAGCUUGAAAAUAUCCUUGGGAUCUCCUGUGCAUCCUGUUUCUUACAAAGAGAAAUGCGGAAAAUGAAAAAACUAAUGAUAAAAGUAACAGAACAAAAACUGUUUGAAAAGAAGUGUUCAGAAUUUUCCAACAAAGAAUUGCAUCAUCUUGACAGCUAUGAAUUCCUUAAAGGCAUUUUAAACUGAGGCAUUAGAAGAAAUGUGCCCACUCUGAACACCAACUUCGUCUGCAUCUGCCUGACCGUAUUUAAAGGAGCAGAAACGUCUGUAAUUAAUCUGCCCAGUAAAUACCAGAUCAGAGCACUAGGCAGGUGUGUGUCUAGAUAAAAUUUCUUGCAGCUAAUUUAAACUUUCUACACACACCAGUGGAUAAUCUCAAUGUAAAUAAUACAUUUCUCCUGGACCCUUUAAUGUGAGCCAACAUGCUGGAGAGGAUAUUAACUUCUGCUCUCUAUGACAUACACGUCUGUGUACUUUUAGCUUUUAUAGAUAGAUUUGAAGCAUUUAUGAAAAGAGCACCUUUGGUAAAAGUGUAGGUUUUAAGACUCAGAUUAAAUUUAAUGAGUAGAAGUAGGUACCACUUUCCCAUUGAAAGCCCCAGAUGCAUAUUAGAUUCUUUUUAAACUUUUUAAAUUUUUCUAUGAGUUUAUUAUGUAGCCACUAUCUCAGGAUGAGUUUUUCUACUCUACCUAUUUCUAUGCUAGUGUAGAAAAACUAUUUUCAAAGUUUUAAAAUUGUCACACCUUCUUUUAUAAAAUAGUGGAAUGCAUUUUUCGGUACAAAUAUAUUUUUAAGUAGGAAGUUAUUCUUAAACUGAACUACACAGACUCUACUGAAUUUAAAGAGAUCUUUCUUAUGGGUCAGUAUGUGAUCCCCUCAAAAUUAUUUUGAAGCAUUAAGUUUCUAUUUUUCUAUGGUGUUCUUUUGUAUCAUCCUUGCAGCGUCACAAAAUAAAAGGGAGGAGGGACUCACAGGAUGUGUUAUAACUUGGGUAACAUGGUUUUUUAAAACCUCUAUUUUUCUUUGAUUAUCUCUACAAGGGAAAAAGUGCCAUUCCCUUGGUACUUGCCCUAAGUCUUGAUAAAAUUUGUAUAAUCCGGUAUCAUGUAAAUAAAAAUACUAUAUGAAAAUCUGAAACAAAAUUUAAGUUUGAAAAAUAACUGAUUUUCCAGUUAGAGAAAUUUCAGAUUUACCUCUUAAAAUGAAAAUGAGUUUUUAAAAACUAUUAAAUGACUUAGAUACUAAAUAGUAACCCAAUUAACUAUUAAAUUGAAUUCCCUUCACUAAUGAUUUUAUUGGUACUACGUAAGAUUUUAAAGAUAAUCUAACAAAUAUUAAGAACACUUUGUGAUACACAGUCCUUAUAAUAGGACAUUACCUAAAAUAUACCAAAAUGAUAAUUCCUUUGUAUUCUAGCAUUCCUUUGUGUGAAAACUAACCUUAGGAUGUAAGCCAAAGCAUAUAAACUUGUAUUAGUCAGGAAAUAAAGGGUUAAGAAGUA
Messenger RNA from Nyctereutes procyonoides (raccoon dog), 2073 nucleotides. It is a transcript of the gene ITGB3BP, whose product is annotated as integrin subunit beta 3 binding protein. The coding region runs from base 222 to 758 and encodes 178 amino acids. Gene Ontology annotation, biological process: CENP-A containing chromatin assembly; regulation of DNA-templated transcription. NCBI's taxonomy places the organism in Eukaryota, Metazoa, Chordata, Mammalia, Carnivora, Canidae. Gene Ontology annotation, cellular component: nucleoplasm. The record is from RefSeq and is a predicted model, not a curated record. The transcript is spliced from 9 exons.